AUGCCAUUUUAUUCUAGUUCCAGCCGUUCCAAGAAGUCGAACAGGUCCUCCGCGGGGUCCGUCCUCUCCAUGGCUUCAAAGACAACAUCUAAAGGAUCCAAGUCCUCCGUAGAGAAGAAGGCCCUGAAAGAAGAUAUCCACUUGUCACCUGGCGCACAGAAGAAGGACGAAGCGAACAUUGGCUCCUCCCAGAGACCGCAAGACGCUCUGGAUCCUAAGCUCAAUGCAGAAAAAGGGCAGAAACCAUCUCCAAACGUGUUCGAAUAUCUCGACGAGGAUACUUCCUCAGAGGAUGAGAGCUCGUCAGAAAGGGAAGAUGUGAGUGCGCCUUCUGCUCAAGCCUCUAAACGUCUCAGGAUGUAUUCGAGACCCACAAACACUGGUUCAAAUGUCAAUGCUCAUAUCAAUACCAUGUUCCAGCCCCAGGAAGACAGACGAGCAAGCAUUCGAAGUCAAACUUCAUCGAAAUCCAAGACACCCGUCAACGCCCGGCAAUUGUACCAGGCUGAUGCCUCUCCAAGGACAGUGUCACCACAGCUGUUGCGCAGCAAUGCAACACACAAGAAAGUCUCAUUGGAAGAAGCGUACAGGAUGCCGGGUACACUCGCGGAUAGCGUAGCUCCUGGCGAUCUUAACCUGGAUCUUACGACCCUACCAGAGACUUACCACCCUUCUCGAAAUCCCACAACACAUAGACCUCCUCUUCCUCCAUCACCUCCGCGAAGCCCCAGGGUGGAUCUUCACCGGACCCCGAACUCAAAGAGAUCUCGGCGAAAUACCAAAUCUUCGCACAUACCGCUUGGCUAUGGAAUUCUCUCCAACCAGCUGAGCUCGUCUUCGGACAGCAAGGAACCUCAUCUCCCUCCGCUGUACCGCCGAUUCGAAGAUCUCAAUCACCGUGUGCUUCUGUAUCUCCAAGAUGAGAUCGCACAGAUGGAAGAAGAUCUCCGAGUUCUCGAUGAAUACGAGGAAAUGCAUCGAAUUGCCACCGCUGAACAAGAAGGAACGAAAAAGAUGCCCGCCUCGAGACGGAUGGAUGCCCAAGCUCAGGUCUACUCAUCCUUGCACUACAGACGGAUUGAGGUUAUGGGUGCUUUGAUCCAGAAAACGGAGCAAUAUAACAACGCACUCGCCGCAUAUAGCAAAGUCGUCCAAACCCUACCACGUGCCUCCGACAAGGACAUCGACACCUAUCGCACCUGGAUGAAAGAAAAUUCGCCCAUCGUCAUCGCGGAGAGCCGGUUCCUGGACCACGGGGAGGACCUCGUCUCUCUGACGCCCGGUCGUGCCGCCCAUUCGACCCCGGUCUACUCCGCCAUCAUCAUCGCCUCUGCCGCCAUCCUCCUCCCCUUACUCACAUUCAGCAUGAUCGCCGAGUUCUCCGGCCGGCUGCUCGUGGUUGCCCUCGUUGGCGGCGCAGCGUCCAUCAUCGCGACAAGUUACUCCGCCGGCGCAGAGCACUUGGUCGAAUCACGGGACGGAUGGAGAUCUGCUAUGCUAUACUUCGGCUUCAUGACCGUCGCAGCCCUGUUCAUCCCCUGA
Molecule: messenger RNA, 1542 nt
Organism: Aspergillus clavatus NRRL 1
Lineage: Eukaryota; Fungi; Ascomycota; Eurotiomycetes; Eurotiales; Aspergillaceae
Exons: 3
Coding region: 1-1542 (513 amino acids)
Source: RefSeq, a predicted model, not a curated record